GAAUGUCUUAAAAAUGUAAGUUACUUAGCCAUUGUGUAUUAGCACGUAUUAGGUACUAUAUAACAAUUAAUAAAAUAAACAUAAAUAAAGUACGCUGUAGGUCUGCAAUAUCAAACCGAUAUAAAUUAUAAUUUUAAUUCAAAUUUGCUAAAUUUUAGUUUUUAAAAUUAAAAUACUUAUAAGUUAUAAGUCGAUAGUUUGUUAUUAGUUUCUAAGUAUAUAGUUGCAGAUGUUACUUUACUGGUUUUAUAAAUUUUAAACAUUAUUUCUUCAACUUUUGUCUUAAAUUUACGUUUUUAUUUUUAUUGGAUAGGUAUAGGUACAUACUCGAAAAUAUAGAUGUCAAUAUAUCUAGUUCGGUUAUUGUUAUUAAUGUUAUAAGCUAUUACUAUUACUAUUUUUAAACUCAAAACAUAUUAGAGUAUAUUAUUAUUCUAACCAAAAGACUAUGCAAUUAGGCAGGCCAGUUCUAAAUUCAAGUCAUUUUACAGAUCUAUUAUGUUAUGGUAAUAAUAUCAUGGUCUGAAUCAAACUGAUGGAAUUUUGAAUGUCACUUUUCAUUGAACAAUGCGUCGAAGUUUAGCUCCAAGCCAAGUGAAUAAACGACCUUUGAGUGAUUCAAAUCAAUCUAAAAGAGCUUGUGUGAAAUAUAAUGACCAAGCACAAAAAACUGAACAAAAUUCAAAAUUAGAUGACAAAUCUAUAACACUUUCUUUAUAUGAACAAAAUAUAAGAAAUAUAUUAUCAAAGCCGUUCAAAGUACCAAUAGCAAAUUGGAGUGGUAGCAGUUUCAGUAGAGCAUUAGGUGUUCGCCGUGAUGGCAUACGUCGACCUUUACAUGACCCUACUGCUCCUGAUGCUCUUAUUUUAUAUAUUCCUCCACAAAUUAGUGCCCAUGACAUUUUAAAAAUGGAUAAAGAUAAAAUAUUAGUUAAUGUUGUUGUUGAUCCGGCGUUAUCAAAAAUACUUAGGCCCCAUCAAAGAGAAGGCGUUAAGUUUAUGUAUGAAUGUGUUACUGGAGUACGUAUAGAAGGUGCAUAUGGAUGCAUCAUGGCAGAUGAAAUGGGAUUGGGAAAGACUUUGCAAUGCAUAACUCUAAUGUGGACUCUUUUGAAACAAGGACCUGAUGCUUCACCAACUAUUCACAAAGCUAUUAUAGUUACACCUAGUUCUUUAGUAAAGAACUGGUGUAAUGAAAUAAAAAAAUGGCUUGGUGGUAGAAUUGGAGCUUUACCUGUUGACGGAGGAGGCAAAGAACAAGUGGACAAAGUAAUUACUGGGUUUGUUCAAGCUAGAGGACGUAGAACUGUUGAUCCAAUUUUAGUUAUAUCAUAUGAAACUUUUCGAAGUCAUGCAAGUUUGUUACAAAAUGCAGAAGAUAUAGGUCUUGUGUUAUGUGACGAGGGACAUAGAUUAAAAAAUUGUGAAAAUCAAACUUACCGUUCAUUAAUGGCUUUAAAAGCAAAACGAAGAGUUCUGUUGUCAGGCACACCAAUCCAAAAUGAUCUACUUGAAUAUUUUAGUCUUGUUCAUUUUGUUAAUGAAGGCAUCUUAGGGACUGCUCAAGAAUUUCGUCGCCAAUAUGAAACACCUAUUGUGCGAGGUCAAGAUUCCUGUGCUACUGAUUCUGAACGAAAAAAAGCAGCAGAGCGUUUAGAACAAUUAAUUUCAUUAGUAAAUAGAUGUCUAAUUAGACGUACCUCAGCAUUACUUUCCAAAUACUUACCAGUUAAAACUGAACAUGUUGUUUGCAUAAAAUUGACACCACUACAAACUGAUUUAUACCUCCAUCUUCUUAAAUCUGACAUGGUUACAAAAUCAAUUAAAGGUAACGAUGGGAAAGUUACUAGCAACGCAUUAGCUGCUAUUACAUUGCUCAAGAAGUUAUGUGCUCAUCCAGAUCUUAUAAUAGAUAAAAUAAUGAAUGGAAGUGAUGGCUUUGAAAAUUCAAAACAUUUACUACCUCCAACAUACAUCGCAGCUCAUUCCAAAAAAAAACUCAUGAUUGAAUUAUCAUCUAAAUUAAUGGUCCUUGACACAAUGUUAGCUGUUAUAAAAACUACCACCACUGAUCGUGUAGUAUUGAUUUCUAAUUAUACUCAAACAUUAGAAUUAUUCGAAAGACUUGCUAAAUUAAGAAACUAUACAUUUGUUAGAUUAGAUGGAUCCAUGACUGCUAAGAAAAGAGCAAAAGCUGUAGAUGAUAUUAACAGCCCUACUAGUGGUGUAUUUUUGUUUAUGUUGAGUUCAAAAGCUGGAGGUUGUGGAUUAAAUUUAAUUGGUGCUAAUAGGUUAGUAAUGUUUGAUCCCGAUUGGAAUCCUGCUAAUGAUGAUCAAGCAAUGGCUAGAGUAUGGAGAGAUGGCCAAAAAAAACCUUGUUUUGUUUAUCGAUUUUUAGCUACUGGAAGUAUUGAAGAAAAAAUGAUGCAAAGACAGGCACACAAAAAAGCAUUAAGUUCUAGUGUAGUUGACUGUGAAGAAGACGUUGCAAGACAUUUUACAGUUUCAGAAUUACGAACAUUAUUUAAUCUACGGCAAGACACUAUUAGUGAUACACAUGAAAAAAUAAAAUGCACCCGUUGCAUUAAUAAUAUCCAAACAAAACUACCUCCGGUAGAUAGUGACUGUACAAAUGAUCUUUCUUGUUGGCAUCAUUGUGCAGACAAACGAUGGCUUGUUGAUCCAGUACUAAAACAAUGUUGGCAUGCUGGCAUCAGUAUGGUGUUUUAUCAAAAUUCUACAAUUCAUAAAGAGAAACCAAUUAUUGAAGAGGACAAUGAUAACAUUGACAAAAAAGAAGAAGAAAAUAAUAUAAUACACUGAUAAAAGAUUGGGUGAAGAUAAUUCUUCUUGCAAUACAUGAUACUCGACUCCAUAUUCCAUUAAUUGUUUUGAUAAAUCAGUUGUAAAUACCU
Acyrthosiphon pisum (pea aphid) is the source of this 2915-nucleotide messenger RNA. RefSeq names its product DNA repair and recombination protein RAD54-like okr (gene okr). The transcript has 14 exons. The coding region runs from base 568 to 2823 and encodes 751 amino acids. Lineage: Eukaryota; Metazoa; Arthropoda; Insecta; Hemiptera; Aphididae. The record is from RefSeq and is a predicted model, not a curated record. Gene Ontology annotation, molecular function: ATP binding; DNA translocase activity. Gene Ontology annotation, biological process: reciprocal meiotic recombination; double-strand break repair via synthesis-dependent strand annealing. Gene Ontology annotation, cellular component: nucleus.